Caenorhabditis remanei is the source of this 1020-nucleotide messenger RNA. RefSeq lists its product as uncharacterized. The transcript has 3 exons. Gene Ontology annotation, biological process: embryo development. Gene Ontology annotation, molecular function: protein binding. Lineage: Eukaryota; Metazoa; Nematoda; Chromadorea; Rhabditida; Rhabditidae. The record is from RefSeq and is a predicted model, not a curated record. The coding region runs from base 1 to 1020 and encodes 339 amino acids.
AUGACUAGUCCAUUCCGUCUAUUCUCUCUUCCCCAUGUGCCCCUCAAACAAGUUUUGGAUAAUGUGGGACCGGAGGCGCUACUUAUUCUCUCCAUGUGCUCCCGGAGAUCAAAAAGUAUUGCAGUAUCAUUUAGGGGACCUUCCAAACAUGUUUGGCUGUCACUUAACUUUGGACUAGGAGAUCGUCUGGAAGGCUCGGAUAAACGCGAUGUACUGUUGGCUGUGAAAAAGAACCAUCCGAAGGAUCACAACACGCUGGAAACUGUAAGAAUCGGAAGUUUUGAGAAAGUUCCUGUUCGAAUGGAAUUUCUAUAUCAAGAUGGAGAUAAACGAGGUUUGAUUACGUAUUGGGAGGAUAGAAUAACCGGACUGUCAGCAAUUGGGGAUUACGCUCGUGAAGUAUUCAAUCAGGAUAUUUCUGAAAUGAUGAUUGGAGAGAAAGAAGCAGAUGAUGAUCAUAGAAGGGCGGCCGAAUGGCUUAAGGAAUCACAAAAGUCGGUUCAAAGCCUAUAUUGUGAUUUCAAACCGAAAAUCGAUAAUGAUCUCGAUUUCGUAAUGGAAAACUUCAACUGCACUGAACGUCUCUCACUUUAUGUGAAACCAUCGGAGCACUUUUGUCCUGCUAAAAUGCCGAAUUUCAAAGUUGACAGUCUUCAUAUUCUCUUUAGUUUUUGGGUCAAGCAGGAUCAUUUAUUAACGAUGAACUGCAAGUAUAUAGUUUUGCAAGACUCAAAAUUGACAAACCAAAACUUAAAUGUGUUUGUAAAGCAUUGGAUGUCUGGAGGGUGUUCCCAAUUGAAAAAAUUAUGGGUUACUGUCGAGGAACCAAUUGAUUAUGAAGUUUUGUUAGACGGUGUGGAGUUUGUAGAAAGAGGAGAUGAUGUGGAAAGGGUUUUUGUUGAUGAACGCCGAACUUCUCAUAUUAUCAGGGGAGGAUUCGAUGUUAAACGUUCAAAUGUCACGGCAACUGUCGUAGACCUUGGCCAACAAUCGCAACUAUUUUUCAUGAUUGUAUGGUAG